Molecule: messenger RNA, 1834 nt
Organism: Hyalella azteca
Lineage: Eukaryota; Metazoa; Arthropoda; Malacostraca; Amphipoda; Hyalellidae
Exons: 6
Coding region: 11-739 (242 amino acids)
Source: RefSeq, a predicted model, not a curated record
GGCCAAGAAGAUGGGAGCUUCGUUCUACGUCCUGACCACCCUUGUGGGUGCGCUGUCUUGCUUCUUCGGCGAGGCUGCAGAUAUCCCGGACUUACGGUACCUUAAAGCGUACACCGCACCUAAUUGUACGGGCGCUUUCUACGAGUUCUUCGACUACACCCCAGAACUGAGCGUGUACGCCAUGGACAACUCCAUCAUCAGCAUUCGUUUUACUGGCGACUGGAUGCUGUACGCAGACAACUUCUACAACUUCGAAGUCUUAGGAAGCACGUAUUACCAUCGUACCGGAAUCAACAUUUGCUACAACCUCGAUUCUCCCAUCGCUGGAAAUGCAUCUUCACUGCGGUACGCCGGCAGUCCGUACGGCAUCGACGACGUGUACUACAACCUGUACGACGGCUGGGCCUACUCGGGGGAUGAGUUCCGGAGCAACACGGACGCAGAGACCGUUGGCCACAUGGACAUGAGGACGACUUCUGUUAUCAUACAAGGACAGUCUCCGUGGACUUUCUACACAGGCCUGCAGUUCACAGGAGAGGCCGUGUGCUUGUACCCGACACAUUUACACUCGAGCGGUGACAUUCAAAUUCGCACUUCGUUCGUUUACCCGGUGUCCAACUUGGGCAUCCCGGACAACUCGAUCAGGUCGGUGGCCAAAGGCUGCCUCACCGACAACGUCUACAGGGGCGCCCUGCCGAUCUCGGGACAAAGAAGUGCUGAGCCCCUGGACCAUAACUAACUGGAACGCCAAGGGCUGGAGCAUGGGGAUGGUACGCUGGAAGUUUAACUGAAUGAGGCUCCAUAGACAAGUGGUACUAAUAGCGGCUCUAGAAUUGUUUAUUAGAUAUAUGUUUAAUUGCAACGUCAGAGUUAAAUUAUUCUUCAAAUCGUCAUCCUCGCACAUAAACUUUGUACCAUCAUCAAUAAAGUAGCCAUUUAAAUUAGCAGAGUUGAAUAUUGCGUGGUAGUUUAGAUCCAUCCAGUUACAACCGAAAUCUUGACUCCGAUUGUGGCACAUAAAACGCUUUUUCAAUAUUCCCUGACGCUUAAUAGUCUUAUUUGUACUGAAUUUAUACUAUGUGGAGUUGUUUUUAUUGUUAACUUGAUGAUUGAUGAUAGAAAGCCAUGCACAGCAACGCUCCUGAGUAUAUAUAGCGGCACCGCACGCUAGAACGUGCAACAUGUAAUCGUAUAGUGCCACAUAAAACGUUUAUUCAAUAUUCCUUUGCUAUUGUAUCAAGUCUUCUCUGUACUGUACUAAGUGGAGUUGUUUUGCUAGCUUUGAACUUGAGGAUUGAUUACAAUUAUGGGCAACGGCAUGCGCUCUGCACAUCUCUGCAGGCGAAGUUAGUCGUCCUCAUGUCGUCUCGUGCGUGGCUUUCCUGGCAUCGUCGGUUAUAAAUAAGUUUUUUGCCGCAUGCAGGGACACAGCAACGCUUCUUGGACAUGGUCUCGAAUAGGAAAACAAGGAAAAAAAUUUCGUAAUCUUUUAAUUAAUUCAUAUGCGUCUGUUAUAAAGUAUCAAAUACCUGAAUGGUUGCAGCGUGCAGCGGCGAACGCUUGCUCACAAAAAAGACCAACGGACCUCUUGUCUCGUGAUUGAGAUACGAUGAUUUUAUCCUUUGGAUAUUCAACACUGUAUGUCUGCCUAUUUCUAUGAUGAAAUUUUAGGCGUCGGCUUUAUUUUUUCAAUGGAAUUUUUAGAUCAUUAUAACUUAAAUAAAGUAUUGGUAGCAAAUUCUGCAAGUGUUACUCGACAACCAACUCAGCUGCUUGACUACCAUUAUAACGACUGUUUACUGCGGGUCGCCUGCCGAAGACCACCACUGCCCUG